CCGCGCUGUACCGCCCCCCGGCGGGCGAUGUGGGCACGGCGGCGGCUCUGGGCCACACGGGCCGGACCGCCUCACCACCGCAGGAUGGGGACCAGGGCAUCGGCCCCCACCACCAAUGCAGAAGCCGCAGCCGCCACCCAGAUUCAGGAAACCGUGUCGGCCAACUGCGUGGUCAUCUUCUCGAAAACCUCCUGCUCCUACUGCGACGUGGCCAAGAAGCUUUUCCGUGACAUGAACGUGAAUUACACCGCCGUGGAGCUGGACCUGCACGAAUACGGGAGUCAGUUUCAGGACGCCCUUCACCGGAUGACGGGGGCCAGAACGGUUCCCAGGAUAUUUGUCAAUGGGACAUUUAUCGGGGGAGCCACAGACACUCACAGGCUUCACCGGGAAGGCAAGCUGCUUCCCUUAGUCCGGCAGUGCAGAGCGAACACGAAGGGCGGGGAAUUUUGAAGCGCAGCCGUCGAAACGGCCGACUCCAGAAGCGGGAAAAACGCCAAGCGGCAGUCGGGACCGGAAAAUAAAGCCGUUCUUCAAACCUCCCGCAUCCCCAUCUCCGGGCGGAGAUUCCUUUCUGGACGCCGCUCAUCGGGGCGGGAUCCUUUUGGACUGUGAGCCCACUGUUGGGUAGGGACUGUCUCUAUACGUUGCCAACUUGUACUUCCCAA
Molecule: messenger RNA, 668 nt
Organism: Tachyglossus aculeatus (Australian echidna)
Lineage: Eukaryota; Metazoa; Chordata; Mammalia; Monotremata; Tachyglossidae
Gene: GLRX2
Product: glutaredoxin 2
Exons: 4
Coding region: 28-453 (141 amino acids)
Source: RefSeq, a predicted model, not a curated record